Messenger RNA from Batrachochytrium dendrobatidis JAM81, 594 nucleotides. RefSeq lists its product as uncharacterized. The coding region runs from base 1 to 594 and encodes 197 amino acids. The transcript has a single exon. Lineage: Eukaryota; Fungi; Chytridiomycota; Chytridiomycetes; Rhizophydiales. The record is from RefSeq and is a predicted model, not a curated record.
AUGCAUUGGCAGUUAAUUGUCUUGGCAGCAAUAAACUUUGUGACUAUUUUAGCCGCUCCAACUGACGACAAGUGCGUGCAGGAUUCACCCGAUGAUCAAAUCAACAUAGAGGAAUUCGUUAUGGUAGAGCUUCCCACCACCAGCGAUAUCGAAUCGAAGCUCCUACUGAUGAGCACACCUGAAUUGGAAAACGAGAAAAUCUACUUUGAAUAUAGAGCCGGUGAAAUACAAAGAUCGAUUUGCCAAGCAACUUGGAAUCAACAGAAAUACGCACAAAAGUGCGACAAGAUUCGAAAGCGGAUUGAAAACCUCAAGUCCAAGUACUUGCUGAUAAAGCAGUUCGACCAUCAGUCGCCAAAUCCCGAUCGUGUUCCUAUGAAGCUUGCACUAAAAAAGGAACUGAAACAGCUGAAGGAAGACUAUUUGGAAUGCUAUCGUAUGCUACAACAUUGGACUGAAUGUGUCACAAAAGUACGAAAUACUGAAAAGGAAUGGAAAGCAGACACUGUUUUAAUGAAUGCCGAAUUGGAUAGGCGAAAAGCUGAUGCGUCGUUAUCGUAUUUCGAAUGGGUAGGCGCCUGGUUUCGUAACUAA